ACGUGACUGCGUGAAGUUAUAAACAACAUGGCGAUGCGUGACUGUGUAUGCAGUUUGUAGAAGUUAUCGUUCAUGGAAGUCACUGUUGCAGAUCCCCAAAUGUAUCUCGGAAUUGCUCUGAUUUGCUGUGUUCUUAAUCCUUGAGGACACCGCCGUGCGAUAAGAUGGUAGAUGCAGAAAUGCUUGAAAGAUGUCUAGACGAGGAUACAGUAAACCAUAUUCCUCCACACUGGGCUCAAAAUGAUCACUUCUCGUUCUUCGGAGAUGACGACGACCACAUUUUUAUACACCGAGUGGACUCGGCUGAUAUUGUUUAUCAGCCGCGCAAGAAACGUGCGAAAAUGGUGGGGAAGUACCUAAUGGGCGAUACGCUGGGCGAAGGUUCUUACGGGAAGGUGAAAGAGGCUCUCGACUCGGAAAGUCUCUGUCGGAGAGCUGUCAAGAUCCUCAAAAAGAAGAAGCUGAAGAGGAUUCCAAGUGGAGAACAGAAUGUGAAAAGAGAGAUCCAGCUCCUUAAGAGGCUCCACCAUCCUAACAUCAUACAACUCGUCGACGUCCUCCAGAAUGAUGAGAAACAAAAAAUGUAUCUCUUUAUGGAGUAUUGUGUAAGUGGACUACAGGAUAUGUUGGAUGCUGCAGAGUGCAAGAAGUUCCCCAUCUGGCAGGCUCAUAAUUAUUUCAGUCAGCUAGUUGAUGGGUUAGAGUACCUGCACAGCCAGCAUGUGGUCCAUAAAGACAUCAAGCCUAGCAAUCUUCUUCUUACCACCGCCGGCAUUCUCAAGAUAUCAGACUUUGGUGUGGCAGAGCUUCUUGACCAGUUCACAGAAGAUGACGCGUGUCGGACAAGCCAGGGGUCACCAGCCUUCCAACCACCUGAGAUAGCCAAUGGACAAGACGUGUUCUCAGGGUUCAAGGUGGACAUAUGGUCAUCUGGAGUCACACUAUAUAACAUUGUAACGGGUAAAUUCCCCUUUGAAGGGGACAACAUCUAUAGAUUAUUUGAAAACAUCGGCAAGGGGGAAUACACCAUCCCAGAAGAUGUACCACCACAACUCACAAAUUUAUUAGAAGGUAUGCUAUGUAUCGAUCCAGACAACAGGCUGAAUAUACAUCGAAUCAAGGAACAUGUAUGGGUGAGGAAAAAACAUGAUAUAAUCGGAGACCCAGUGCAACUUCCUCUCCUUCCCGAUAGCUGUGAUGAGGUACGCAGCAUGACUGUAGUCCCGUAUAUAGAAGAUAUGUUCAACCCUUGUCCGUCAGAGGAUGGUAGCUAUUCAGAUGAGUACUAUGAAGACAGAGAACAGUACAAUGCACAAGCUUGUCCAGAUGCCCCUGAGAUUGUUGUGGAACCUGAUGAGAGCUCAGACCCAAGCCCAGAUGCAGAGGAACCACAGAAGCAGAAGAAAGUCAGCAAGGUGAGGAAACUCAGUUCCACCUGUAAACAACAAUAGAACGUUCCCACCUCAACCCUCCGUAAGCUGUGUCUCUACGCAGGCGUCUGGAUCGCUCCAUCUUGCGAUGGGGGUGGCAGCGUGUCUUGCUGGCUGUGACGAUGGUUGGACCGAGGCAGUGUGGAUUCUUACAUCAACUGAUAAGGGAGAUUAAUUGAUGAAAAAGGAUUUUUUUUUAUGUUUGCAAAGUAUGAUGAGGUUGCUUUUUCCCCCAGUUAACGCAUCAACAACUCUGGCCAGGAAUUCUUCUGGUUCUCCUGGAAAGUCUGCGUAGCAGUUCCUUGAGAAAAUCUUGUUUAAAGCAGCAAUAGCCAAUGUACCCUGCGGCAGUGGAGGGUCGCUUGCAGAGGAGAGUGGGAACACGCCCUGCGACAUUAAUCCAAUCCAUGUACAUAAUCAAAGUAGAAAAAAAUAAAUGUAAAGUAUACCAUUCAUUUUGGAGCAUGGUAUUUACUAAAAAUAUGUUUAAAUUAAUCUUUAUUCUACGACUUUUACGCAAGUAUCUGAAAGAUGUGUCUACAAUAUUGGGGUUUGUAAAUCGGAGAAAUCAGAGGGUCUUUCUCAUUUGGAGGAAAGAAUUUCAACGUGUGUUUAAAAACAUGAGUGUGUUUGAUAACAUGCUAAUGAUUUCAUGUGUGUGCCAUAUUCAUAUCAAGGAUAUAUACACGUACCAGUGAUAUGCCAGUUUGUUUUGUGCUUUGCUCUAAAUAAUAAACAUAAUCAUGUUUGAUAUUGAUAUAUUUGACAUGACAUAUUGUAAUGAAAAGCAAGUCCGAUACCGAAUGAUCACAAGCGACAAGACUCCUGGGUCCCGUAACAGGUUAGCGAUUUUUAAUCAUACGCUUGAUUUUAUGAUUGAUUGUACAUUGUAGUCUAUGGAAUCAGUCGUUGAAAUAUGUUCUACGACCAUUGCUGAUCAUUGUGUUACGGGCCACUGGUGUCAGACAAUGGCUUCUCCAUGGCAAAACUCUUGCUGUAAGUGUAUAGAUGGUUAUUUAAUCACAUUUAAAGCCAUAACACAAGGCCCACACAUGUGAAGAUGCUGGAAACCUAUGUUUUUUAUUGAUUGAGAAUGAUUGGAAAACAGUUUGCAAGUAAUCCCCCUGCCACCAAUCUCUUUAGAUAUGAACCCAUGGCUAUAGUGUAAUGAAAUGUCACUUGUACCAAUAGAAGCCAUACAUUUCAUAUAUAGUACAUGUUAACUUAUACAGAGGAUUGCAAAUAUGUGGAUUAUUAUUUUUCUACUGUAAAAUUGUAAUUUUUCUCUGUCUUCCUUUCAGCAAUUUGCCUUGUGAAUAUGAGUGUGAACGCUGCCCUCAUUGGUCGAAAGAUGUCAUUUUAGCACGCUCGGCCACCUAAUACUGCACAUUUACCAUGUCCAUUGUUUAUUGCAGAAAACAAGUGGCUAUUAUGAGGAAGAUCAGACAUGCUUCUUACUAUUAGUAUCUAGGCUUUCUUGGUGUUGAAUAAUCCGGUCACAGCAUGGUUUUAUCAUCCACAUGUACCCCAUUUGCAAUAUUUGCCAAGAGUUGGCUUGUAUGUGUGCCCCAGGUUUUCUUUAUCCUGGCCCAUUAAGUCAGUCUAGUCAUUGUCGCUUUCGUUUAUCGCUUUGAGAUAUGACACUCAUUUUUGGUGAACAUCACUGUCUAAUGCUUGAAUAUGAUAUCUUGGCACCAUUGAACUGGUGUGGAAUGCCAUCACACGUUAUAUAAUCUACAGCACAAUCUUUUUUUAAGUGCAUUUUGGUCAUUUUCCUCAACAUUUUAUGGAGAAGUCAACACAAUUUAUAUUCAUACACAUAGGCAGAAUUAUAGUUAUUCGUCAUAUGCAAUUAAAGUUACAAUGUUUCUUUAGAUGGUAUACUACAUUACUUUCGCACAAAAACAUCCAUUCACUUUUUAGAUAGACUUCCUUUCCAUUCUUCAUCCAUUGCUCACAUGUGAAACUCUGCACGAUAGCACUUUAUUUGAGACAGAUUUUUGUCAUGAAAUUCAAAUUUGUACGAGACAUAGUUUGCGAUGAUGGAGAUUUGGAAAUACUAUUUUGAUUUGAAUGUACUACACAUAGUUUCUAUAUCUAUCAUCCUUUAUAGUCAACCAAAGUCACUUGCGGUUUCCUCAGUUUGUUUAAAAAAGAAAGUUGACAUUUUCAUUGAAAUGCACAAAGUGAAUUAGUUGUCACAUGAAUCACAUUAACUCUCAUUCGAGAGUGAAAUUCAAGGCAGAUCGCAUUAUUAUCUCAAUAUCAUUCAUAGAACGGAAUCAGAAAGUGAAAUCAAUUUGAUGUGAAGUGUUUGAAGGACAAGAAUCUUAACACAUUUUAUUACCAAGCAUAUCUGAAUAACUUAUAGUCAUUAAGAAAUAAUGAAUACAUUUCCAUCUGUAUAUUCACAUGGACUUUGGAUAGGACCAAAGUGUUUUGUAGAACUCUAAAAUGUUACGAGCAACCAUUGACACUGCUUGGUCUAAGUUAGAAGCAUCUGCAAGAUAUUGUGUAAAUUUCAUCUAUAAAAGGUUUCAUUUGUUUAUAUGUAUAUGAAUUACUGGUAAGAAGAAUACAUUAUUACAUUGUCCCACUAAACGAGACUGUUGGUGGGAUAGUGUAACAGUUAUGCAAUGUAACACCAAUGCAAGUUGUAAAGGAUCAAGUUUCACAUUACAGUGGGUGAUUCUCAGUUUGAAGUGUAACUCCGGUGUUAGGGCUGAUGAUAGGGAAUACAAACACCAGUCACAACACUCUACUUGAAGUGAGGCUGGUGUUUGGAUUAAUAUCAUUCAGUGUUAAGUUAUCAGUUACAGUGUAAGUAUAAUUUACUAAACUGUAAUAGUUGGUGUAAAAACUCAGUUGAGCAGUGUGGUUUGCACUGUUAAGGCCAAUACUAACACCCAACACUGAACUUGAAAUCACUUAUGUCAAGAAAGCGUAUGUUCAUGUACAUGUUCUUAUUGUAUCAACAUCGAGAAGAAGCAUGCUAAACAUGUCAGUAAAUGCAUGGUUGUUCAUGUAAUUCCUCUAGUACUAGCAUUUGAUCAAAAUUUCUUUCGAUUUUCUAAAUUGAACUGGUUUGUGCAAGUCAAGAAUGUGAAUAGUUUAAAAAUGUUGAUUAUUCUAGCAAAAUAAGACCGAACUUAAAAGAAAAUAGAAUAUGAAUUCAUAACUUUUUAUGAGGUUACAAGCACUUGACAAUUAAAGGGUUUGUUUCGGUAUGUUGCUACGUAUAAAUUUUUCCUUUUUUAAACCAAUAACUUCAUAAGAAAAUCACUUUGAAUAUUUUGAUGAAGAGUACAAACGGAAAGAAAAGAAAAUGAAAAACAGUUGUCCUUUGAGAGAUAUCACUCUACAUUUUAUACUCCUUGACUUGUGCAUGGACUAGAUUUGUUGAAAUUCAUUUUGGUUUGUAAAAAUUUUCAUGUACAGUACCUAUCAUCAUGUGCCAAAAUCGAAAUAAAUUCCAUUGUUGAAUUGGUUGUUGAAGUCAUGAUAGGGGGUCAAGAUAUUGAAUAGGCUGCAUGCUUCUCAGAUGUGUUUUGAUACUUAAAUAUUUUUAUUAAUUUUUUUGUGUGCAGGUAUGCAUGUAUUUCUUUUUUCAUUUAUUAAUCUUUUUUUUUUAAUCAAACAUUGUUUCUUGUAAGUUGAAUAGAUUCAUGCAUUGAUUAAUUCACUGUUGUUUAUUUUAUCUGACUCAUAAAGUGCCAUUAAUGA
Molecule: messenger RNA, 5153 nt
Organism: Lytechinus variegatus (green sea urchin)
Lineage: Eukaryota; Metazoa; Echinodermata; Echinoidea; Temnopleuroida; Toxopneustidae
Product: serine/threonine-protein kinase STK11-like
Exons: 9
Coding region: 165-1451 (428 amino acids)
Biological process (GO): protein phosphorylation; glucose homeostasis; establishment of cell polarity
Cellular component (GO): cytoplasm
Molecular function (GO): ATP binding; protein serine/threonine kinase activity; protein kinase activator activity
Source: RefSeq, a predicted model, not a curated record